Molecule: messenger RNA, 2160 nt
Organism: Otolemur garnettii (small-eared galago)
Lineage: Eukaryota; Metazoa; Chordata; Mammalia; Primates; Galagidae
Gene: GK5
Product: glycerol kinase 5 (putative)
Exons: 17
Coding region: 90-1736 (548 amino acids)
Biological process (GO): triglyceride metabolic process; glycerol metabolic process; glycerol-3-phosphate biosynthetic process
Cellular component (GO): mitochondrion
Molecular function (GO): glycerol kinase activity
Source: RefSeq, a predicted model, not a curated record
CCGUGAAGCGCCCUGGGUCCCUGAGGCGGCCGCCUUUAUAACGCGCCCGCUUGGGUGGCGGCUGCAGCGGAGACUCAUGCAGGGUCGGGAUGUCGGGGAUGCCCACCGACCAGAAGCAGGGGCGUUCAGCGCCCACGGACCAGAAGCCGGGGCGCUCGGAGCAGAGCGCACCAGAUCCGAAGCGCACUGGCUUCGUGCUGGGGCUGGACGUGGGCAGCUCUGUGAUCCGCUGCCACGUCUAUGACCGGGCAACGCGGAUCCGUGGCUCCUGCGCGCAGAAGGUAGAAACUCUUUAUCCUCAACCUGGCUGGGUUGAAAUUGAUCCCGAUGUGCUUUGGCUUCAGUUUGUUACAGUAAUAAAAGAAGCUGUCAAAGCUGCAGGAAUACAGAUGAAUCAAAUUGUUGGUCUUGGCAUUUCAACGCAGAGAGCCACUUUUAUCACAUGGAACAAGAAAACGGGAAAUCAUUUUCACAACUUUAUUAGUUGGCAAGACUUAAGAGCUGUUGAACUUGUAAAAUCUUGGAAUAGUUCUCUUAUAUUGAAGCUCUUGCAUAGUUCCUGCCGAAUGCUUCACUUUUUCACGAGAAGUAAACGACUUUUUGCAGCCAGUUUGUUCACUUUCACAACUCAGCACUCUUCUUUGCGAUUAGUCUGGAUUUUACAGAACCUGACGGAGGUGCAAAAGGCCGUUGAGGAAGAAAAUUGUUGCUUUGGGACUAUUGAUACCUGGUUAUUACAUAAGCUCACAAAAGGUUCUGCAUAUGCCACAGAUUUUUCAAAUGCUAGUACAACUGGACUUUUUGACCCAUAUCUGAUGUGUUGGAGUGGGCUUAUUACCUCCAUAAUCUCCGUUCCACUCUCCAUCCUGCCCCCUGUGAAGGACACAAGCCACAAUUUUGGAUUAGUGGAUGAAGAGAUAUUUGGUGUGCCUAUACCAAUAGUUGCCUUGGUUGCUGACCAGCAAUCAGCCAUGUUUGGAGAGUGCUGCUUCCAGACAGGUGAUGUGAAAUUAACUAUGGGAACUGGAACUUUUUUGGACAUUAAUACUGGAAAUAAUCUUCAAAAGACUGUUGGAGGCUUUUAUCCAUUAAUUGGGUGGAAGAUUGGGCAAGAAGUUGUAUGCUUAGCUGAAGGCAAUGCAGGAGACACCGGGACUGCCAUAAAAUGGGCUCAGCAAUUAGAUCUUUUCACAGAUGCUGCUGACACUGAGAAGAUGGCCAGAAGUUUGGAAGAUUCUGAGGGAGUUUAUUUUGUCCCAUCUUUUAGUGGAUUGCAGGUAUUUCUUUACAAUGACUGGGCAUGUGCUUCGUAUAUGGGGCCGGUGCCCUACUCACUGAGCCACAGACACCACCCUAUUAGAAUUAUUCUUUAUUUUUUGUUUUUUUUUACUAGAAACAAACAAUUAUAUGAGAUCAUGCAGAAAGAGAUCCAUAUUCCAAUAACAAAAAUCCGGGCAGACGGAGGAGUCUGUAGGAAUGGUUUUGUCAUGCAGAUGACUUCAGACUUGAUCAAUGAGAACAUAGACAGACCCGUCCACAUUGACAUGUCAUGCCUAGGUGCAGCUUCUUUAGCUGGUCUUGCUGUUGGGUUUUGGACUGACAAGGAAGAACUAAAGAAAUUGAGGCAAAGUGAAAUAGUUUUCAAGCCACAGAAGAAAUGUCAAGAAUAUGAAAUGAGUAUGGAAAAUUGGGUCAAAGCCGUGAAACGCUCCAUGAAUUGGUACAAGAAGACAUAACACUAAAUGAAGAGAUUGAAACCAAGGGUGACUGGUUUAUAUGAUGUGCAGAUGAGACACAGCUCAGGGAUAACCAACAUGACGAUGGCAGAGAUUUAAAAUGAGCUUCACAACCUGAGAGAAGAAGCAUUACUUAAAAAAAACACACAAAUAAAAAAUGAUUACUUUUUUCCAAAUCUUGGUAAGAUUUAAGGCAGCAAUACCUCAAAACUUUAUUUCUUCUGUUUUGUAGCAAAUUGCAAAAGGACAUUAGCCAUUUCCCACUGUAUUUUGACAGUUCUGGGUCCUUUUCCUUUUUGUACUGGGUCAAUGGAAUGUAGGAGCAUAGUCAUUUAUCCUCAGAACUGAUAGUUCUGGGUCAAGCACCAUUCGUAUUUUGUUCCAAAAUUAUGUGGAAAGUAUUUCUUUAAUUCUGUAAAAUUAA